CAUUUCUCUCACUCCCUACAUUUUCGCCUUUUGCCGCUUCUUCUCUUUCUCCGCCACCACCCAUGGCCAAACGCAAGCGCCAGCCACCACCCAUGGCCAAACGUAAGCGCCAGCCACCACCACCACCGGAGGAGAAACACGACACCGUUUCACUGCUUCCAACUGAACGUAAAACGGCCAAACGCCCCUCCGAUAACUCCGAUGACGACGCCUUCUUCGUCGGAAAACCUAUUCCGGCCGCCGAAGCCCGCGCUAAGUGGCCCCACCGUUACCCCAAGGUGGAAAAGAAGGGUUCAGCUCGAAACUCCAACGGGGCAAAGAGCGAAACUGAGAAUCUCCAGGUGAAGUCUCACUACAGUCAAGCUAGGGUUGAUGGGAUACUCUACGACCUUAACGAUGACGCAUAUGUCAAGGCUGAAGAUGGUAAUGCUGAUUUUAUUGCAAGAAUCGUUGAGAUGUUUGAAACGGUUGAUGAUAAGAAGUAUUUCACGGCUCAAUGGUUCUACAGAGCUGAAGACACGGUCAUCAAAGUCCACAGUGAUCUGGUUGACAAGAAACGGGUAUUUAUAUCUGAUGUCAAAGAUGAAAACCCGCUUGAUUGUCUUGUAUCCAAAUUGAAAAUCGCUAAAAUCACUUCCACGAUGGGCUUGGCUGCCAGGAAGGAGAUAAUCCCUUCUUGUGAUUUCUAUUAUGACAUGAAGUACACAGUGCCAUACUUGACCUUUUCAAACCUCGUGAGCGAAACAACCAGAAUAGAAAAUGAUUCAUCUUCCACAGUUUCAACUGAGUCAGGAUCUAAUGCUUGUGUCAAUGAUGCUGACUAUGUUAAUGGAGGGACCUGUCAAAAUAACAGUUCCAUUUCGUCAGAGUGGACAUUGUUAGACUUGUAUUCUGGAUGUGGAGCUAUGUCCACUGGUAUUUGCUUGGGUGCAUCUUUAUCUGGCAUCAAACUUGUCACAAGGUGGGCUGUUGAUACAAACGAACACGCAUGUAAAAGUCUGAAGUUAAAUCACCCAGAAACUCUGGUCAGGAAUGAACUGGCAGAAGAUUUUUUGAAUCUACUGAAAGCUUGGGCUAAGCUUUGUGAGGAGUUUUCACUUUUAGGAACUGAAAGGCCAGAUGCUGACCUAGAUGUGGAUGAGGAUGAUGCUGAUGAUAAAGUUGAUGAUAUGACUAUUGAAGCUUCAGAAGUUCUAUCUGAUUCAGAGGAAUUUGAGGUGGAAAGGUUGUUGGCGGUUUGCUAUGGUGACCCAAACGAAGUCAAAAAACCAGGACUAUACUUUAAAGUGCGUUGGAAGGGUUAUGGUUCCAGUGAGGAUACAUGGGAGCCAAGAGAAGGCUUGAGCGAUUGCGAGGAAGUUUUGGAAGAAUUUGUGAAGAAAGGAUAUAAGAGAAAGUUAUUGCCCCUUCCGGGUGACGCUGAUUUGAUAUGUGGAGGACCACCAUGUCAAGGAGUAAGCGGUUUCAACCGCUUCAGGAACCCUCGGGCUCCAUUAGAGGAUACUAAGAACAGUCAGCUAAUUGUGUACAUGGACAUCAUUGAUUUCUUGAAGCCAAAAUACGUCCUAAUGGAGAACGUAGUAGAUAUUUUGAAGUUUGCUGGUGGUUUCUUAGGGCGUUAUGCUAUUGGCCGUCUUGUUGCCAUGAACUACCAAGCUAGAAUGGGUAUGAUGGCAGCAGGGUCUUAUGGCCUUCCGCAAUUUCGGAUGCGUGUUUUCUUAUGGGGAGCUCGUCCUUCCCAAAAAUUGCCUCCAUAUCCGUUACCAACUCAUGAGGUGGUAUCAAGAGGUUUCGUACCCGCAGAGUUUGAGGAAAUUACAGUUGCAUUUAAUAAAAAAGAAACUUGUGAGCUGGCUAACGCACUUCUUCUUGAGGAUGCAAUAUCAGAUCUCCCUCCAGUUGCAAAUGAUGAGAGCCGGGAUGAAAGGAACUAUGGAACCUCUCCUCGCACUGAGUUUCAAAAAUAUAUUAGAUUGAGCAAAAGCGAGAUUGUGAAUAAUAUGGCUGCUGCUAAAAGCAAACCACAAAGAAAACUGUAUGAUCAUCGUCCUCUGAAAUUAAACAAAGACGAUUAUGACAGAGUUUGUCAGGUUCCCCAGAAGAAGGGUGCAAACUUCAGAGACCUACGUGGAGUACUUGUGAAGGACAACAAAGCUGUAUGGGAUCCAUCAAUUCCAAGAGUCUUGCUAGAUUCUGGGAAGCCUUUGGUUCCUUCUUAUGCUAUGUCAUUUGUUCGUGGGACCUCCACUAAGCCAUUUGGACGUUUAUGGUGGGAUGAAAUUGUGCCAACAGUUGUGACAAGGGCUGAACCACACAACCAGGCCAUUCUCCACCCCACACAAGAUCGUGUACUUACAAUUCGAGAGAAUGCGAGACUGCAAGGGUUUCCUGAUUGCUAUAAACUUAGUGGACCGGUGAAGCAAAGGUACAUGCAAGUUGGAAAUGCAGUUGCGGUUCCUGUGGCUCUCGCCUUGGGAUACACGUUUGGCUUGGCCUGCCAAGGGCUGUGUGAUGAUGAGCCUUUGACAACUCUCCCCUUUAGAUAUCCAGUUUGUCUUGCCUCAUCUUCAGCUCAAAUUGAGAAUGAGGAUUCUAGUUGAGGUCUCUUCGAUAUUGAUUGCUGGUUAAAGUUUUCCAUUUUUAUUCGGAGCUUCAUAUAAGAAGAGUGUUGGACUGUUGGAGGCGGAAGAAUAAUAUGCAUUAUUGUAAUGAGCUUUUGGAACAUUAAUUAUAAUGAUUGAAUUUUCAGCAUGAUUGUUAUGUACACGGUACACUUAUGACAGACAUCGAUUAUUAUGCUAUAAGAUCACUUUGGUGAUGGUCUACUCUAUGUCUAUUUAGAAACAAUUUA
Lotus japonicus is the source of this 2851-nucleotide messenger RNA. RefSeq names its product putative DNA (cytosine-5)-methyltransferase CMT1. Gene Ontology annotation, molecular function: methyltransferase activity; chromatin binding. The coding region runs from base 63 to 2600 and encodes 845 amino acids. Gene Ontology annotation, cellular component: nucleus. The record is from RefSeq and is a predicted model, not a curated record. NCBI's taxonomy places the organism in Eukaryota, Viridiplantae, Streptophyta, Magnoliopsida, Fabales, Fabaceae. The transcript is spliced from 21 exons.